AUGGAGCCAAAGACGAACAGGCAACGCAGCGAGAAUGUGUACGAGGCGGCCCCCAAGCCUCAGCAGCAGCAGCAGCAACAGCAGCAACAGCAGCAACAACAGCAGCAGCAGCAGCUAGAGGAGGAGGAGAUGAUCCUCCUGAAUGCGGGGACUUGCCUACUCUUUUUUCUGUUUUUUUUGAAGGAGCUGAAGUCGAUAAGGUCCGAUGCACCAAGAGCUGAAGUCGAUAAGGUCCGAUGCACCAAGUGCGGCAGGUGUACGUCCACCUUAGUACCCUUCAAAAGUUUAGCGGUGGCGAUGACGAGAGAGGCUCAGGAGGAGUCUUGUUACCAUGCAAGCCUGCGAGUGAAACCCUCUACUUUUUUAAAUUUGUUGUCGCCAGUGGAUCUCGUGGAGUGUCUAGACAGACACUUCGCCGAAGACUGCGAAUCCCUCAAACUCUCAUCGGGAGAAGGGUCAGCUGCUGCUGCUGCUGCUGCAUGCGCUCCUGCUGCUGCUGCUGCUGCUGCUGCUGCAUGA
Messenger RNA from Eimeria mitis, 519 nucleotides. RefSeq lists its product as uncharacterized. Lineage: Eukaryota; Apicomplexa; Conoidasida; Eucoccidiorida; Eimeriidae. The record is from RefSeq and is a predicted model, not a curated record. The transcript is spliced from 4 exons. The coding region runs from base 1 to 519 and encodes 172 amino acids.